Messenger RNA from Candidula unifasciata, 1596 nucleotides. Lineage: Eukaryota; Metazoa; Mollusca; Gastropoda; Stylommatophora; Geomitridae. The record is from the annotation of a GenBank genome assembly.
AUGAAAGGAGCUCUGAUGAUUAUGGCAGGAAUCGGUUUUACUGUAGGAGUUAUCUUUGGCUUGCUUCUUCAGCUGCCAAUAGACAAUACGCUCCCUGCCGACGAUUUAGAUUAUCAGCAGCACCAUCUGGCUGAUGUGUCGUCAUUCCGAUCGAGAAGGAGCCUAAGUGAGACUGACGACCGUGAUCAACAGUUAGGAGCAAAAUCUCCAGUAUCUGUUUUGCUCGAAAAACUUACUUUCUCAAAAUCAGUAACACAGGAGUCAGAGAACCAAAAUGCGUCGAUAGUAAAAUUAAAACGGCACAUCUCACCAGAAAAACAUACGAGUAUGAUGAAUGUUAACAUUAGACGUGCUAAUGCAAUUAAUAUACGCGCAACAGAAAAUGCAGUUAAUAAAAUAAACGUUUUGAAAAACGAGGGGAAAACUUCAACAAAAUACGUCCGCGAUGGCAAAGUGAGUAGUACCGAUCUGGUAAAUGCAUCAUUCCACAGUUCCAAAAAUGUAGAUGAGUUUAAAAAUUAUACAUUAGUAAACGGAUCGAAAAGUCCACAUGUAGUCAGUGUUACAUUCAAUUUACACAAGUCGAACAAUAGCAGCAGCAGUGAAACAGGAUCAUUGAAAAUCACAGAUUCACAUGAUAAUCCAUCGCUAAUUUCUGACAUUGUAAAUGGUAUUCUUUGGUCUUCACGGCUAGAACAGUCGUGUCCAAGACCAUUCCAGUUAAAUGAAGCUGAGGCUUGGAGAAGGCAAGUAGAAGAACUAGAUGUUGUAAAAAUGGAAGAAGGUUGCGGUAGAAUGCAGAACAGACUGAUCACUUUUAGGGACUCAACCAAAGCAUGUGCCCGUUAUAGACUCAACACUGAUCAGAUUCAAGGAGAGAUAUUUUCUUACUAUCUGGCUCGAAUUUUCAACGUCUCCAACAUUCCACCAACAAUCCUGGAUCGAGUGGAUACCCUCUCAUCCAGAUGGAAGACUGUACAUCUGCAGCUGUCUCUGGCCCAGUGGGCAGACUCCAAACUUGUCGUCCUUACUCAGCACAUCGGUGGAUUGUCACCAGCACACAUUCCUGAAGAAUUUAGAGAAGAAGGUAGAAGACUCGAACCAACUGCAGCUAUUUUAGCGUCAAAAUCCGACUCGGAAUUAUGCGAGUUGGUCCAGUGGUCAGAUUUAAUAGUUUUUGACUACCUGACAGCAAAUCUGGACCGGGUUAUCAACAAUAUGUUCAACCGUCAGUGGAACGACCAAAUGAUGAACAGUCCUGCCCACAACUUAGAACAGCAGGCAGACGGCAGCCUUGUUUUCCUUGACAAUGAAUCUGGUUUGUUCCAUGGAUAUCGUCUUCUGGAGAAGUAUUCCACCUUCCACGAGUCGUUGCUGGAGUCACUGUGCGUGUUUCGUCCUUCGACUGUAGAAACCAUCAGGAGGCUACACAAGUCUGCAAGUGUAGGAGAAGAGCUGCACAGACUGUUUACCUCUAAUGAGGUAUUACAUAAACACUUGGCUGUCAUUCCAAACAAAAAUCUGAAAAUUCUGCAGCAGAGAAUUGAAGACGUGUAUAAACAGAUAGUUCGUUGUGAACUGCUUUUCGGCAGAUAG